AUGCUUCAAUCCGUUUGUGUUCGCACCCUUGGAGUUCUCCCUGCACCCGAAGCUCAAGCUAAAGCUUGCAGUUCGUCAUUCGAAGCACACCUGUCUCCGCGCUCCCUCCCUCCCCUCCUCACUGUCCCUUCUCCUUCGCCUCAUCUUCUCUUCAUGUCUCCUGUCGCCCCCUCGCUUUUCCUCUUCCGUCUGCGUGUAUUCAACAAGUUCCCUUUCCCCAUCCCGUCCUCCCCCAUCCACCCGCCCCCACCCCCACCUUCCCGCAACCUCCGCCAGACCAUAUUCAACAAGUUUGUGGGCGGAUCGGCGCGCAGCGAUGGAGUUGUGGUGGACGAGGCGGAGCUGCAGCUACCUGCUUGUAUCCAAUCCCCCCCUCCCGGUUCCCCCCUGGCCUCCCUGCUUCCGCGCUCUCCCUCCACCCCUCUUUCCACCCCCUCUCCCCCCAUCCCUUCCCGUCUCCCACGCCAGACCAUAUUCAACAAGAUCGUGGGCGGCUCGGCGCGCAGCGAUGGCGUGGUGGUGGACGAGGCGGAGCUGCAGCGGCACCAACAGCUGGAGCGGCUCUACAACACGACUAAAUCGGCUAAGGUACGGAUGGGUGCAGAGGAGUGGGACGGUGUAGGCGAGUGGGAUAGAGCAGUUCAGAUGGACGAGGCGGAGCUGCGGCGGCAGCAGCAGCUGGAGCGGCUGUACAACACCACCAAGUCCGCCAAGCGGCAGCAGCAGCUGGAGCGGCUGUACAACACGACUAAAUCGGCUAAGGUACGGAUGGGUGCAGAGGAGUGGGACGGUGUAGGCGAGUGGGAUAGAGCAGUUCAGAUGGACGAGGCGGAGCUGCAGCGGCACCAGCUGCUGGAGCGGCUCUACAACACGACUAAAUCGGCUAAGGCGUCGAGGGCAUUUUCAGAGCUGGGUAACCUUUUUCCCUUCUGCAACCUCCCCCAUGGGUCCCCCCUGUUUCUUGCCUCCCCACGCUCUCUCCCUCUCCCUGACGCCUGUGUGCCCCCUCCCCUCCGCCUCCUCUCUGUCUCCCGCCCACCACAGCACUUUCAACGCGAGAUGGUGAAAGGGAUUGAGCACUUUCAACGCGAGAUGGUGAGGGCAUUGGAGGGCAUCACUAGCUUUUCCCCCUUCUGCCACCUCCCACGUGAUCACCCCCCUUGGUUCCCGUUUCUCCCCCUCCUCUUCGCCUCCCCUCGUAUUCCCGUUAACCCCCUCUCCGCCUCCCUUCCACCUCCCCUUUGUCUCAUCUUCGCCAAGCUGUCAGAAGAAUGCCGCAAGUACGGCGCACCGGAGAGCCCGGGCGGCAGCACAGUGCUGGGCCGGGCGGCGCUGCAUUUUGGGGCGGCACACUCGGCAAUCGAGAAAGAGAGAGACAAUAUGGACAGGACUCUUGGAACACAGGUGGGCGACCCCCUUAAAGCCAUGGUCACGGGCGCGCCUCUGGAGGAUGCUCGCAGCCUCACCCACCGAUACGACAAGCUGCGGCAGGAGGCCGAGGGGCUGGUGGUGGAAAUCCAGAAGCGCAACCAGAAGGCACGGGACGGCCUGAGCAACCCUGAGAACGCUGCCAAGCUGCAGCAAGCAGAGCAGAAGUUGGGGGAACUUGCAGCGACCAUGACGGUGCUGGGGAGGGAAGCCGCGACGGCAAUGAUGGCCGUGGAGGCACAGCAGCAGCGGCAGACGCUGCAGCGACUGAUUGGCAUGGUGGAGGCGGAGAGGGCAUUCCACCAACGAUCAGUGGAAAUAUUGAACCACCUGCACGCACAGAUGGUGGGGGAGAGGCAGAAGAACGACCACAGUGGGAACAGCAGCAGUGCUGGUGGUGGUGCUGGUGCCACCCCUGCUGGUGUGGGCAGCACUAACCCGUUUGCAGGCUCGGCCGAGCCUCCGCCGCCGAGCUACGAGGAGGUUCGGGGAGGCGGAGGGCCGGCAGGAGGCGGGUCGAACCGAGCGGGGUACUUUCUUGCUGAGGUGGUGCAUGCAUUCGAGGCGGAAGGUCCGGGGGAGAUGACUCUCCAUGUGGGCGACUAUGUGGUUGUCAGACAGGUGUCACCCAACGGUUGGUCGGAGGGCGAAGCGAAAGGAAAGGCUGGGUGGUUUCCUUCGGCCUUUGUGGAACGCAGGCAGAGAGCCCCAGCAAGCAAGAUCCUGGAAGCUUCUGGAGGCCUUUAG
This is a messenger RNA of Closterium sp. Naga37s-1, 2175 nucleotides long. NCBI's taxonomy places the organism in Eukaryota, Viridiplantae, Streptophyta, Zygnematophyceae, Desmidiales, Closteriaceae. The record is from the annotation of a GenBank genome assembly.